GAGAAUAUUUAGAUUAGAUGCACAGUGGCAACCGUCAGAGUAAGUUGUGCAAAACUGAGCGAGAAGAAUAUUUGAGAAUACUACCCAACCUAAAGCUACUACCAGGCAGACGUGUGCCUGUUGGGACGUAAAUAUGGGGAAAGAUUAUUACAAAAUUUUGGGCAUCGACAAAGGAGCCAACGACGAUGUUAUCAAGAAGGCGUAUCGGAAAAUGGCCCUCAAAUACCAUCCGGACAAGAAUAAGUCCCCGGGGGCUGAAGACAAAUUCAAGGAGAUUGCUGAAGCGUUCGAUGUCCUGAGUGACUCAAAGAAGCGGGAGAUAUACGACAAAUACGGCGAGGAAGGAUUAAAACAGGGGGCCGGUGCACCCCCUGGAGGUGGCAAUCCUGGCGGACCGCAAACCUACACUUUCCAAGGAGAUCCCCACGAAACAUUCAGAAUGUUUUUUGGUGAUGAAAACCCAUUCGGAAGCUUCUUUUCGUUUGGUGGCGGUCCUGGCAUGUCAGGCGGUUCCAGGACCUUCCGUUUCGGCCCUGGUGGUGGACAAGAAGAUAUGGAAGUGGACGACGACCCGUUCGCAAGCUUCGGCGGUUCUCACGGCAUGCACGGGUUCCAAAGUCGAGGUCCACGGAUGGGAAACAGACCAAAGAAGCAGGACGCCCCGAUCACAAGGGACUUGCAAGUGUCAUUAGAGGACAUAUACAAAGGAUGCACCAAGCGACUGAAAAUCACCAAGAAGGUGAUCGGUUCCGAUGGAUCGGUGAGAUCAGAGGAUAAAGUACUGACAAUUGAAGUGAAGCCAGGCUGGAAAGCCGGCACCAAGAUCACCUUCCCCAAGGAGGGAGACCAAAGGCCUAACAGUGUGCCAGCAGAUGUUGUGUUUGUGAUCAAAGACAAACCUCAUCCCACGUUUGUACGGGAUGGUAGUGACUUGAGGUACAAGGCCAAAAUAACUCUCAGAGACUCUUUGUGUGGAACAACACUUCAAGUACCAACUAUAGACGGAAGGACCAUUCCUUUGCGGCUGACUGAGGUGAUUAAACCAUCCAGUACGAAGAGGAUACAGGGGGAGGGGUUACCAAUGCCUAAACAACCAAACAGGCGUGGUGAUCUUAUUAUCGAAUUUGACAUUAAAUAUCCAAGUUCUUUAUCAACCAAUGUGAAGGAGAUUUUAAGUGAUUGUCUACCAAGAUCAUAGCAUAUAGGAACAGUGUAAUUUAAGAAUGACGUUUAUUUAAGUUGAUAUUUUGUACCUCAUUUGAAUUUUGUUGGAGUGAUGCGAUGUACACUUGGUACAUAUGUCAAGCCCAGGCUGUGGUGAUGUGUUGUGUACAGUAUCCCACUUGCUGAACAGUUUUGCACAUUGUAAUUAAUGUGUUAGGCAUGGAUGAACAGUUCCUUUGAGGACAAUGACUACAGCAGUGCCUGCCAAGUAUUAUUUCAAAUUAUGUGGCAUUGAAAUAACUAAUUUAUGUUGAAUAUAUGAGAUUGCUUGAGGUACAGGAUUAAAACCU
Liolophura sinensis is the source of this 1514-nucleotide messenger RNA. Its product is annotated as dnaJ homolog subfamily B member 4-like. The record is from RefSeq and is a predicted model, not a curated record. Gene Ontology annotation, cellular component: cytosol. Lineage: Eukaryota; Metazoa; Mollusca; Polyplacophora; Chitonida; Chitonidae. Gene Ontology annotation, molecular function: protein-folding chaperone binding.